AUGUCUCUGUUCCGCACUAGCUUCCCUACUUCCGGCGACUUCGCUCCUCUCUUCCGUCUUCUGGACGACUACGACGUGCACCGCGCCAGUCGCCAGGCUACCUCCACUCAGGCAUUCAACCCUCGUUUCGACGUGCGUGAGAGUGAGGAGGCCUAUCACCUGGAUGGCGAAUUGCCUGGAAUCGCUCAAAAGGACAUCAACAUCGAAUUUACCGAUCCUACUACCUUGGUCGUGAAGGGUCGCACCGAGCGUGAAUAUCACUCCGAGGAACCCAAGGAGGGCGUCGAUGACGAAGCCACUCCCGACUCAGACACCCAAGUCACCAAGUCUGGCCACCGCUACUGGGUCAGCGAGCGCUCCAUUGGUGAAUUCCAGCGCACUUUCACUUUCCCUGGCCGCGUCGAUCAGGAGAAUGUCAAGGCCAGCCUGAGGAAUGGCAUCCUUUCGAUGGUCAUUCCAAAGUCCUCCCAGAAGGCCACCAAGAAGAUCACCAUUGAGUGA
This is a messenger RNA of Penicillium oxalicum, 501 nucleotides long. RefSeq names its product Hsp20/alpha crystallin family protein. The coding region runs from base 1 to 501 and encodes 166 amino acids. The record is from RefSeq and is a predicted model, not a curated record. Gene Ontology annotation, biological process: protein complex oligomerization; response to heat; response to hydrogen peroxide. The transcript has a single exon. Lineage: Eukaryota; Fungi; Ascomycota; Eurotiomycetes; Eurotiales; Aspergillaceae.